Molecule: messenger RNA, 1492 nt
Organism: Esox lucius (northern pike)
Lineage: Eukaryota; Metazoa; Chordata; Actinopteri; Esociformes; Esocidae
Gene: dhodh
Product: dihydroorotate dehydrogenase
Exons: 9
Coding region: 84-1280 (398 amino acids)
Biological process (GO): 'de novo' pyrimidine nucleobase biosynthetic process; pyrimidine ribonucleotide biosynthetic process
Cellular component (GO): mitochondrial inner membrane; cytoplasm
Molecular function (GO): dihydroorotate dehydrogenase activity
Source: RefSeq, a predicted model, not a curated record
UUGAAAUAUCGCGAUUCGCGAGACUACAUACAGGAAGUCAGACUCCACAUGGCGAGAGACGUUUGUGUUAUAACAAGACAUCCAUGCCGGGACAAAUGAAGCGUCUGAAGGAUGCAGUGAAGAUUCUAGGUUCUGGCAGCGUGUUGUUUGUCUCCUACCUCACCGCUGUGGGAGAUGAACGCUUUUAUGCCCACCAGCUCGUGCCCCUGCUGCAGAGAUUCGUGGGGGCAGAGACUGCCCACGUCUUGGCUGUGAGGUUCAUCAGUCUGGGUCUGGUGCCGCGGAACAGUUACCGGGACCCAGCAUCACUGGAGGUGAACAUCAUGGGUCGUACGUUUAGGAACCCCAUAGGGAUGGCAGCAGGCUUUGACAAAGAUGCGGAGGCUGUUGACGGGCUAUAUAGACUAGGCUUUGGCUUUGUUGAGGUUGGGACCAUCACCCCCAAGCCCCAGGAAGGAAACCCCAAGCCACGUGUGUUCAGACUGAUCUCUGACAAGGCAGUUAUUAACAGAUAUGGAUUCAACAGCUGUGGUCUUUCAGCCGCACGUGAGAGACUAAGGGCAAGAGAAGGCACCCAAGCUGAGCUGACUCAAGCUGGCCUACCCCUGGGCAUUAACCUGGGAAAGAACAAGCUUUCACCGGAUGCCGCAGAAGACUUCCUGGAGGGGGUGAGGAUGCUGGGCCCGCUGGCUGAUUACCUGGUGGUCAACGUGAGCAGUCCUAACACCCCAGGCCUCAGGGACCUGCAGGGGAAAGGGAAGCUGUGUCAACUGCUGGACAAGGUGCUGAGGGAGCGUGAUGCCCUGCCGAAGGGACGCAGGCCACCUGUACUGGUGAAAAUCGCACCUGAUCUCACCCUCCAGGAUAAGCAGGACAUUGCCGAUGUGGUCACAGAGCUUGGUGUGGAUGGGCUGAUAGUAUCCAACACCACAGUAUCCAGGCCGACAACCCUACGGGACCCCCAGAGUAAAGAGGAGGGAGGGUUAAGCGGUCAGCCCCUCAAAAAAAUCUCCACAGAUCUUGUGGGAGAGAUGUACAUCUUGACAAAAGGUAAGGUGCCAAUCGUUGGAGUUGGGGGUGUGGCCAGUGGGCAAGAUGCCCUUGACAAGAUCCGUGCUGGAGCGUCAUUGGUCCAGCUGUACACUGCUUUAACCUAUCAGGGUCCACCAAUUGUCACCAAAAUCAAAAGGGAACUAGAACAGCUUUUGAAUGAACAAGGAUUUGCAAGCGUGUCCGAUGCAGUGGGGGCUGACCAUAGGCGUGUUGAUGAAAGACUUUAACAGCAGAGUCAACAGGGACAAGGAUUGAGUCUUCAACCGGAUCAGUUGAAGGCUGUGGGUCAUGUUUCUCGCACAUCUUAACUAUAGUGUACAUAUGAGACACUAACACGCAAAACAUUUAGUACACCCUUGACAUCCCACUCAAAAGAAAAACGCCUUACACAGUAUUCAACAGGGCAGGAAAAGGAGGAAAAGUCCUCUUGGACUAUUUG